CAGACAUGGCUUGGGUGACACCCAGUACGGUUUUAGUGAACAGAGACGAGAUUAUUCACGAAGCUGGGGUCACGGACAUCCCAGACGCCAUUCAGGAAGUAUGCAUCAAAGAGGAGAAGAUUGAUGAUUGAGCAAAACUAAUUACAUUGGACAAGUUUUCACCAAAGAAGCAAAAUGACCUGCAAGUUUGGUGCAUUGCUGUCUGAUAUGGAGUGCCCUCCCUUGGUUUUUAACAACGCAAUUGACACCUGGCCUGCAAGGAAAUGGAGCCCAGAUGGUUUAGGUUGUCUUCUUGGUGGAAAAGCCUUUAACUGCCGGAUUGAACCCAGGAUGAUUCAAGAGCAAUUGUGGGAAGCAGACUCUAUUCACAUGAUGGCCACACUUUCUCAAGUAGCUGAUUGGAUGAAUGGAAGAGCAGGGGCAGAUAACCCUCUGCAGGGUUUCCCUCCAGCUGAUUUCUCGUGCUAUGUGGACUACAAAUACAUGAAAGAUAUGUUUUCAGACCAUGUCACGGAACUGAAGUCUGUGAGAUGGGACACGUUUGGCCUGGAUGGGAGGGACGGUGCUGACAGCACGAUAUGGAUUGGAAGUGCGGGGGCGUCCACUCCAUGUCACUACGACACUUAUGGAUUUAACCUCGUCGCUCAGAUAUAUGGCAGAAAGCGUUGGUAUCUGUUUCCUCCGACUGACGCUGCCUGCUUGUAUCCUACUCGGAUACCGUAUGAAGAGUCGAGUGUUUUCAGUGAGGUCAACAUGAGACGGCCGGACUUGAAGAGACAUCCACUCUUUACGAACUGUUCACCGGUAGUGGUAACCCUGGAGCCAGGUCAGGUUCUGUUCGUGCCGCGACACUGGUGGCAUUACGUCGAGUGUGUACAGCCAGCAGUCAGCAUCAAUACAUGGGUAGAAAUGCCUGAAGACGAUGAGUCCAGAUACCAUGAGGCCCUCACAAGGAUGUUGUUUUCUGGUCUUGCGUCCACUGUCGGUGCUGGUGGUCGUUGGGAAGACUGGCUCAACCCCACAGAGGAAAUUCUGCCAAUGGAUGUGAACUUGUCCUAUGUGGAGAUGUCUCUGCAAAACAUCCCGCGUGGUUCUCGGGCCAGUAAUCCAUCAUACGAGGGCAGUUCCCAUGGCAACAGUCUGUACAAACUGGCUUCCACAUUCAAAGACCAUUCUGUGAAGUUGGUACGAACGGAAUGCAGUUGUUACUGCUCCUAUGACCAUCCCACCUCAGACAGAAGCAAUUCUGUCAGCAGUCGGUUCUUAUCAAGAGCAGAUGGGAGACGAUCCAUGGAUCAGACGUUCUGUGACAAGAAGAACUUGGUUGAAGAUUCUUUGAGUGCAUGUCCAAGACAAAGGAAGAUACAGACAGACACAUGUGUAAAGAGGAGAAGACUGAACGAUGACAAUCUUAUUUCUAGUUCAGAUACUAGAGACAGUACGUUUUUCUCCUGUACACAUACUCAACAUGAUGAUGCCAGUACCAGCAGGGACGACUAUGAAAGCAAUAGACUGAUGCCUAGUGUUGGUUGUAAGAGAAGGAUUCGUGAAGCUGACCCUUUAGUCAAUGAAGAGAUAUGUCCACUAGAUUUGCCUGUCCAGACGGAUAUAACUAAUGUUGUUAACUCUGAACAUUUGGUGAAGGGAAAGUAUGGUGCACAGACUCAUCCCUCACUUACGGACAAAACGAGUCGUGAAGAUGAACAUUUGGUGAAGGGAAAGUAUGGUGCACAGACUCAUCCCACACAUACAGACAAAACGAGUCGUGAUGAUGAACAUUUGGUGAAGGGAAAGUAUGGUGCACAGACUCAUCCCUCACUUACGGACAAAACGAGUCGUGAUGAUGAACAUUUGGUGAAGGGAAAGUAUGGUGCACAGACUCAUCCAUCACUUACGGACAAAACGAGUCGUGAUGAUGAACAUUUGGUGAAGGGAAAGUAUGGUGCACAGACUCAUCCCUCACUUACGGACAAAACGAGUCGUGAUGAUGAACAUUUGGUGAAGGGAAAGUAUGGUGCACAGACUCAUCCCUCACUUACGGACAAAACGAGUCGUGAUGAUGAACAUUUGGUGAAGGGAAAGUAUGGUGCACAGACUCAUCCCUCACUUACGGACAAAACGAGUCGUGAUGAUGAACAUUUGGUGAAGGGAAAGUAUGGUGCACAGACUCAUCCCUCACUUACGGACAAAACGAGUCGUGAAGAUGAACAUUUGGUGAAGGGAAAGUAUGGUGCACAGACUCAUCCCUCACUUACGGACAAAACGAGUCGUGAUGAUGAACAUUUGGUGAAGGGAAAGUAUGGUGCACAGACUCAUCCCUCACUUACGGACAAAACGAGUCGUGAUGAUGAACAUUUGGUGAAGGGAAAGUGUGGUGCACAGACUCAUCCCUCACUUACGGACAAAACGAGUCGUGAAGAUGAACAUUUGGUGAAGGGAAAGUAUGGUGCACAGACUCAUCCCUCACUUACGGACAAAACGAGUCGUGAUGAUGAACAUUUGGUGAAGGGAAAGUAUGGUGCACAGACUCAUCCCUCACUUACGGACAAAACGAGUCGUGAUGAUGAACAUUUGGUGAAGGGAAAGUGUGGUGCACAGACUCAUCCCUCACUUACGGACAAAACGAGUCGUGAUGAUGAACAUUUGGUGAAGGGAAAGUAUGGUGCACAGACUCAUCCCUCACUUACGGACAAAACGAGUCGUGAUGAUGAACAUUUGGUGAAGGGAAAGUAUGGUGCACAGACUCAUCCCUCACUUACGGACAAAACGAGUCGUCAUGAUGAACAUUUGGUGAAGGGAAAGUGUGGUGCACAGACUCAUCCCUCACUUACGGACAAAACGAGUCGUGAUGAUGAACAUUUGGUGAAGGGAAAGUAUGGUGCACAGACUCAUCCCACACAUACAGACAAAACGAGUCGUGAUGAUGAACAUUUGGUGAAGGGAAAGUAUGGUGCACAGACUCAUCCCUCACUUACGGACAAAACGAGUCGUGAUGAUGAACAUUUGGUGAAGGGAAAGUGUGGUGCACAGACUCAUCCCUCACUUACGGACAAAACGAGUCGUGAUGAUGAACAUUUGGUGAAGGGAAAGUGUGGUGCACAGACUCAUCCCUCACUUACGGACAAAACGAGUCGUGAUGAUGAACAUUUGGUGAAGGGAAAGUGUGGUGCACAGACUCAUCCCUCACUUACGGACAAAACGAGUCGUGAUGAUGAACAUUUGGUGAAGGGAAAGUGUGGUGCACAGACUCAUCCCUCACUUACGGACAAAACGAGUCGUGAUGAUGAACAUUUGGUGAAGGGAAAGUAUGGUGCACAGACUCAUCCCUCACUUACGGACAAAACGAGUCGUGAUGAUGAACAUUUGGUGAAGGGAAAGUAUGGUGCACAGACUCAUCCCACACAUACAGACAAAACGAGUCGUGAAGAUGAACGUUUGGUAAAGGAAGAGAGGGGACGACCACAGGAUUGGAAUUUACAGGUGGACAAAAAGAAUGUUAGUAAUGAUGAAUAUUUGGUAAUGGAAAAGAAGGGACAACAGGAAGAUCCUUUACAUAGAGACACAGAGAAUGUUAAUAAUGAUGAUCAUUUGGUCAGAGAAGAGUUUGGUGCACAGAAUCAGUUGUUUCAUACAGACAAAGAGAAUGAUUGUAAUGAUGACCAUAUGAUCGAGGAAAGUAUCGAACCACAAGAACAUGCUUUACAUACGGACAAUGAGAAUGUUAGUAAGGAUGAACAUUUGGUAAAGUUAGAGUGGGGACCACAAAGUCAUCCUUUACAUAAGGACAUAAAGAAUAUUAUGGAUGAUGAAUGUUUGGAAAAGACUGGUCCACGUGAUCGGUAUUUACACAUGGACAAAGACAAUAUUAGUUAUUCUGUAAACUUGGUUAUGGAAGACUGUGCUUUGCAGGAUAUUCCUCUACAGACAGACAAACAGAAUAACGGUGAUUCUGAACACUUUGGUCACACUAAAAACCAAUAUUUUAAAAAUUAUUUUGUAGAAAAUGAGGGUACCAUGAUUCCCACGGAAAGCAAGUUUUCACAGGUACCAGGCAUUGAAGUAUUUGCUUUAUACCCUUGUGGUUAUACUUCGGUAGAUAAGUAUCACAAUAAAUCUGAUUCAGAUGGAAAGAAAGCUGAUGGUGAAUUAGCCGUAGGAAACAAACAUAUGGGUGAUGGGGAGCAUGCCGGAUAUGUACACAAAACAAAGGAUGUUCACAGAUCGGGUGAUAAGGAUUCAGAUAGUGAGAGUUGUAAAAAAGAGACGGAAUCGUCCAGUGAUCUUCAGUCCAGUACAAGUAUUUGUCCCACAACAUCAGCAGAAGUUGUUUCUAGGAUUGACGGAGAUCAAAAACCUCUCUUCAACAUCUUUUCUUCUACUGCUCAAAGACCCUCCGUACCUGCAGAUAGAAACACAGACAGUACGUCCACACUGGAUAAAAAUGAAGCAUCUUUGGGGAGGAUGAAUGACAGGGAUGUUCGACAGUCUGUUGACUCUGUCGAAGAAACAGUGGAUGGUGAAACUGUGAUCUCUGACGAUAUAAGCAAAUUUCGAAACCUCAUUAUGAAAUCCGUGUUAGAUCCACGGGUGAUAAAUGUUUUGGCAGAGGUUUUAAAAGAAAACUGUCUGACAUAAAUAUCAAGAUAUAUGAUUUUUAUUUGAUAAAAUGAUCUGGGAGAGAUUUUCAAAGAAACUAUCCUGCAUAAAUAUCAGGAUACAUGAUGUUCAUUUGAUAACAUUUUCUGGUAGAGGUAUGGAAAAAACCCUAUCCUGCAUAAAUACCAGGGAAUUUGAUGUUUAUUUGAUAAAAUGUUGAAAUUUCUGGUACAUUAAAUUUUUCGGUAAAACUUA
Gigantopelta aegis is the source of this 4851-nucleotide messenger RNA. RefSeq lists its product as uncharacterized. The record is from RefSeq and is a predicted model, not a curated record. Gene Ontology annotation, molecular function: 2-oxoglutarate-dependent dioxygenase activity. Bases 175 to 4635 code for a protein of 1486 amino acids. NCBI's taxonomy places the organism in Eukaryota, Metazoa, Mollusca, Gastropoda, Neomphalida, Peltospiridae. The transcript is spliced from 8 exons.